Messenger RNA from Cydia amplana, 936 nucleotides. It is a transcript of the gene itg, whose product is annotated as ITG-like peptide. The transcript is spliced from 7 exons. Lineage: Eukaryota; Metazoa; Arthropoda; Insecta; Lepidoptera; Tortricidae. The record is from RefSeq and is a predicted model, not a curated record. Bases 26 to 688 code for a protein of 220 amino acids.
CUUCAGACCCGCUCCAGGCAACACCAUGUAUCGUACCGCGAUGCCUCUGAGCGCGUUCCUAAUCGUGUGCGGGCUAGCCACGGUGCACUGCUGGGGUGGACUCUUCAACCGCUUCAGCUCUGACAUGUUGGCUAACUUGGGGUACGGGCGCGGGCCGUACCGCCACUACGCCUAUGGCCAGGACGUACCCCCAGAGGAGGCCUACGCCGAGGCCCUGGAGGGCAACCGCAUUGACGACGUGCUGGACGAGCCUGCUCACUGCUACAGCGCGCCGUGCUCGACCAACGGCGAGUGCUGCCGAGGCCUCAUGUGCCUCGAGACAGAGGACGGAGGGCGCUGCCUCCCCGCAUUCGCCGGUCGCAAGCUCGGUGAGAUCUGCAAUCGCGAAAACCAGUGCGAGGCGGGGCUAGUGUGCGAGGAGGUCGUCCCAGGAGAAAUGCACGUCUGCCGUCCACCAACUUCGGGCCGCAAGCAAUACAAUGAGGACUGUAAUGCGUCAAGCGAGUGCGACAUCACACGGGGACUGUGCUGCGUCAUGCAACGGCGACACCGUCAGAAGGCGCGCAAGAGCUGCGGUUAUUUCAAAGAGCCCCUGGUCUGCAUCGGACCCGUAGCCACAGACCAGAUCCGCGAGUUCGUGCAGCACACUGCCGGUGAAAAGCGCAUCGGCGUCUACAGACUGCAUUAAACGCCUCAGUCUCGUGGAGUACGCAGCCAAUCCAAAUUGAUACUUACAGCUCGGUGAUAACGUUUAAUUUGCUGUCAUCCAUGUAAGCGGGGUGCGUCACGCAACUCACCCGUUGCGUACUCGUACACCCAUCGCGCAUAGCACCCAUUGCGUGCUCGUUGCGUACGGUUAACGUUAAGAUACUCUGUUGAACUGUAUUUAUGAUAACUUGUGUAUUAAAUAUGUGUUAAUUAUAUAAAUUAUGUCAG